Cyprinodon variegatus (sheepshead minnow) is the source of this 1050-nucleotide messenger RNA. It is a transcript of the gene bricd5, whose product is annotated as BRICHOS domain containing 5. Gene Ontology annotation, biological process: regulation of cell population proliferation. Lineage: Eukaryota; Metazoa; Chordata; Actinopteri; Cyprinodontiformes; Cyprinodontidae. Bases 117 to 776 code for a protein of 219 amino acids. The record is from RefSeq and is a predicted model, not a curated record. The transcript is spliced from 6 exons.
GAGGGGGAGGUGAGCAGGUGGACUGAGCCUCAGUCAGAGCUGGUCAUGACUCUGAAUUCAUGCUGAUAGAGACGAGAAGGAAGCCGACAGAGUGAGGAGCCAUCAAGGGUUACAGGAUGGUGAAGUGCUGGAAGCAUUCAGAAGGACGGUGCUCGGGUGGAGGUUUGGAUUCGUCUCACUUCCCACACAAAGCCUUCUGGAUUAGUCUCUCAGCACUCCUGCUCCUGGUCACUGUGGCUCUCGGACUGGCCGGCCACCUUGCGCUGACGGGGCCCCGCUCCAAGUCUCUGCAGGGCGUGAGAAUCACCUCACCAGAUCAACUCAACCAGUCGGCUGUUGUGGACCUGCAGAACCGCCUGGUGACGUUUUCCGUCACCUCAUCAGGAAACCGGACGUCCACGGUGCUAUUUGAUGUCAAACACGGUUUGAUUUGCUACAAACCUUUGGACCAGAACACCUGUUUCCUCCAAACAAUGGAGCGGUCGGACUACGACCAUGUGGGCGCCUUUCUCAAUCAAUCACAACACAAGAGAAACGUUCAGCUGUCUGGGAACGAGACGCAGAGGAGGACGGAGUUCCUGGGAGUGCUGUCCGCCAGUCAGGUGAACGAGUCGGCGUUAGAGGAGCCUCUUGGGACUCUGUGUCGGGACAGAUCUGUCCACUGGACACGGAGGACAGACGGUCCAGGCAAACAGAGAUUGGUUUACUUCUGCAUCGACAUCUGCUUCCCCAGCAACAUCUGUGUGUCCGUGUGCUUCUACUACCUGCCAGAGUGACCUCAGAGGUCCCUCAUUCACCAGCAUGGUGGGGUGGGGGGGUUCCUCCAUCAUCAUAAACUAGUGAAGCUGCCAACCAAUGAAUUCCAUCCUUUCAGAGACAGAAAACAUGGGAGGCAGUCCUGGUUGUCUUUAAACUCUCAUCACCCCGUUUCAUGUCUACUACGCCCUCUGCUGGCACAAUCUGAAAACUCAAGACAAAAAGCCUCUUUUCUUUUUAAUCACGACUGGAACGUAAAUAUUUACAAUCAUUGUUGUAGAAAUGUUUUACUUG